Trematosphaeria pertusa is the source of this 924-nucleotide messenger RNA. RefSeq lists its product as uncharacterized. The coding region runs from base 1 to 924 and encodes 307 amino acids. The record is from RefSeq and is a predicted model, not a curated record. NCBI's taxonomy places the organism in Eukaryota, Fungi, Ascomycota, Dothideomycetes, Pleosporales, Trematosphaeriaceae. The transcript has 2 exons.
AUGCUUCCUCCCGUCGAUUCUGCAGUACUUCAGCGGAACCCCAACUUCGAAGCCCUUUACAAAGACCUCUGCACCCGGAAACUCAACCCCGAUGGCUCGACGCAGGAGAGGAAAAAGCAGCGCAUGCAUGAUGACAUACGGCGGAACCUCACAACUCUCCGCACCAACCUCCACACCUCCCGCACCCUCAUCCAAACCCUCUCAGACCUGCCCUCAAAAGCCACCUCCCUACCCCCAGAACUCCAUUCCGUAAUCGAACUCGCCACCGCCCAACUAAGCGGCUACAUUCCCCCCUCAGACCGCGCCAUCCUCGCCGCCGACAUCGAAACCUUCCUCUCCCACCUCCCCACCAUAUCCGCCGCGCUCUCCACCCAACUAACCACCAUCGCGGACCUCCUCUGCACCAUCUGCGAUCCCAAGAAUCCCCCGUCCAUUGACGCCCUCCCCGCGCGAGCAGAGAAACUCCGGGACGCCGCUACCACCGCCCUCCCUGCCGACCUCGCAGAAGCAAAACUCCAUCUCGCAAACACAGCAUACGCCGUGCUCACCACCCACCGCACCCUCCUGCAGACCUCCAUACGCAUCCUCGAGCAAACGCAACACGGCACCCUCACGCGCACCACUAAAUCGCGCGCCGAGCACCUGCAUGCGCGCGCCGCGCUGCUCGGGCUGCAGGCCAGGAUACACACGCACACGCAUCCGCCGCCGGCGGAGUUUGUCGCUGCGCUGAAGAACUUCAAGGCGGAGCAGGGAGCCAGCGAGAAGGGGUUGAGGGAUCGAGAGGCGUUGGCGAGGAGGGAGUUGGAGUUGUAUAGGGGUGCGGGGGAGAAGGGGAUGCGGGAUUUGGCGAGGAGGAAGGUGUGGUUGAGGGGCGAGAUUGAGCGAGUGGAGGCGGAGAUUGGGAGUUUGGAAAGGGGGGAGUGA